Molecule: messenger RNA, 468 nt
Organism: Exophiala xenobiotica
Lineage: Eukaryota; Fungi; Ascomycota; Eurotiomycetes; Chaetothyriales; Herpotrichiellaceae
Exons: 2
Coding region: 1-468 (155 amino acids)
Source: RefSeq, a predicted model, not a curated record
AUGACACAGAACCACCGCUCACCCAACCAAAUCAUAUGGCCAAAUUCCAUCAAAGACGGUCCCAUUCCAACCACAAUCCAAAAAUUCUUCCAGUCCGCGGAUGACGCCACACAUGAAGGCAGCAUCGCAUUCAGCAAAUGCUUCUCACAAACCGGCGAGCUGUUGGCACGAGGAUACACCUGCAAAGGGCAUGAAGAGCUCAUCAAGUUCCGCCAAGGAGCCUGGGACGUUAUCACCUACCGCAAGCACGAGCCACGGAAAGUCUACACCUCUGCCUCCGACGAGAAGGAUCUCGUGGUUCUCGGAAAUGUUAUGUUCAGGCACAAGAAUGGACAGAGGGUGACGCAGGAAUUUGUCGGGAAUUUCAUCUUUGAUGAAGUCAGGGAUGAAGAAGCUCUUAUUCAGAGCUACCAGGCGUGGUUGGACUCAAAGCCGUUGGCGGACUUGAUGGCGGGAGGUUCAUCAUAA